This is a messenger RNA of Tetrahymena thermophila SB210, 922 nucleotides long. Its product is annotated as transmembrane protein, putative. The record is from RefSeq and is a predicted model, not a curated record. Gene Ontology annotation, cellular component: membrane. The transcript has a single exon. Lineage: Eukaryota; Ciliophora; Oligohymenophorea; Hymenostomatida; Tetrahymenidae.
AAAUUGAUUAAAUAGAUAAUAAAAAAUAAGAUAUUAAAAUGUAAGUAUUUACUGAAGAUACAAACUAAAUAAAUCAAGCAUAUUUGCUAGAAAAUAAUACAACUAAGUUACUUUUUUUUAGGAUAAUUUUUACUAUUUUAAGCGCUUUGCCAUGGUGGACUUAGUUCUAUGAAUAUAGUAAAUUUGAAAUAUGGAGGGUAUUAACUAAUUGGGAGUUUCUAACAUACUGGGGUGUGUGGAGUAUUCAUCUUUAUUUUAUUUUAGCUCUAGUUGAUACCAUUUACUAUAGAAAAUAUGGCAAAGAGUAUGAGAGUAAAAUAUGGAAAUUAACUCACUUUCUCUUUCAUUUUGGAUUUAGUACCUCAUUAGCUAUCUCAAUUAUGUUCUGGGUUUCUUAUUAUCCAGAUUUACCUGAUAAUUAAAAAUAUAAUGUUUGGUUUAUGUUUUGUCAGAUUCUUCAGCAUGUGUUGCUAUUUUUGUGUAUUGCUACAGAAUUUAUGUAUAACAAUAUAAGAUUUGCUUGGGUUCAUUUAAAACUAGUUAUGCUUGCUUUGGUGAGCUACAUGAUUGUGAAUCUUAUAGUAACUUUUGCUUACAAGCCAGUAUAUGACUCAAUAGACUGGGUUUCAGUAAUGUGCUAUGUUUAUAUAGUUUGCGUCUUCGUUUUAGUUAUUCUCUACUUUGCAUUUGCUAAAUAUUUAUAUGAAAAAUACAAAUUGCCAAAAAUUAAUAUAUAAAAUGCUAAAACAGAUUCUCCAACUAUUUUCCCACAAGCAAUUGAAAAUUAAGUCUUAGAAAAAAUUUGAGAAAUUAAAAAUACAAUUAAAAUAAAUAUUGAAGUUUACAUUACAUAUAUGAAUGUAUUUAUUAUUUUUAUAAUCAAAAGUUAUUUUAUUCAAUCAAUAAAAUAUUAAAUUCAGAU